Molecule: messenger RNA, 1842 nt
Organism: Schistocerca gregaria
Lineage: Eukaryota; Metazoa; Arthropoda; Insecta; Orthoptera; Acrididae
Exons: 5
Coding region: 1-372 (123 amino acids)
Source: RefSeq, a predicted model, not a curated record
AUGUCGAAUGAAAAGUUGCAGAACAAGCAACGAAUUUCGUCAAGACAGAUAUUCAUUAAACCUAAGUGCUACAAAUUACAAAAAUAUCAGUGGAUUUUCACAAUACCUACCUUGAAAUGCUAUUGGUUGGUCUCGUUUCGUGCCGAGUUGUCCCCAACGGCAUGUGCUAUCUCCAUUCUCCACAAGAACACGAGGCUGUAUCAUCACAUUACUUUCUGUGGACCCUUGUAUAUUUGUUCCUGCAAAGAAAUACAAUUUCCGUUGCUCAGUUUACUUAAAGGACACAUGAGGAUGGAUCAUACAGGAAGAGAAGAAUCCGCAAAAUUUAAUUUGAACCUCACAAAGCAGCAAAGUUUGAGUACAUCAGUAUAGUGUUUUUUUUUGGCUAAAAAAAUGUUUCAAAAAUCUACCCAAAUUAAAAGCACAACACUUUAACUUUUCUGAUUCCCAUGUCAAAAUGAAGGUAAAAGUUUCUGCUGCACAAAUGAGCCAUACUGUUGCAGCUGCAAUUGAAACAUAUGUUUCUACUCACACAUUACCAUCUGAAGCUAUUCAUACAGCUGAGUUUGUGGAAAAGGUAGAUAUUCUCUUUGAUUCACUCAACAGUAAUGAGCAAUAUCCCAGAGAUGGGAAACAAUUGAGGUGUGCUUUAUCAGAAAAUUCGCCACAUUUAGAAAUGUGGUAUAGCAUAUUGAGGGAAAUAGGCAACUGGCAAAUAAUAGAUUUGAAAUGGGAAGAAACAAGAGUAAUAUGUUUAGCUUCAUAAAAGGUUGGCAGAUUACAUUGCAGUCUAUUAUUUUCUUGUGGAAGGCCAUGAAAGUGGUUGGCUUUAAGUACUUAAAUUUAAAUGCGUUCAAUCAAGAUGCUUUAGAAAAUUUCUUUUGUUGCAUAAGACAACAUUGUAUUUCUAAUACAAACCCAACUUGUUUUCAGCUUGUACAAGCUCUGAAGACUUGUGUUGUCAAUCAUAUGACUUUGCCUUGCAGUGUGUGUCACUUUUUGGCAGCUAGUGGUAGGAGUGAACAUUUAAGUGAAUGUGAGAUGAAUGACACUGAUAGACCUGAGCAAAUUUAUUCUUACUCAGAUGGUAUCAUCGAGUCUUAGAAGAUCAACAAUCCUUAGCCUAUGUAGCAGGCUAUGUACUAAAAGGCAUAGAUGUACAAGAUGAUUGUGAAACAUGUAAUACCAGUCUCUACUCCUCUGAUGUGACUGAAAAUCGUUUGUUUACCUCAUUUAAACAGAAUAGUGAGGAGCAUUCUCAUUUGAAAUAUGCAAGUGAAAGGGUCAUAAUUUUCCUAAAGGCACUCCAUGAUCAGCUGUAUGAGUAUCUAAAUAGUCAUGGUCACACAACAAGACUACACGAUAAUUUUUAAAAAACAUUUGUUCUGUCUCAUACAACAAUUUAUAAUAAACGUGACAUUGAAGAGAGACUUCUGAAGACAAGUAUUCCAUUUAUAAUAUACAAGUAUGUGAAAGAAAAGAAAUUUACAAACGAUUGGAAAUUGUUUAUGCAACAACUUAAAAAGGCGUUCAAAUCUUGUUAAAAGACUUUGUAUUUUGUUUAUUAUGUGUACAAAGAGAGUAAGCUCCCUAUACAUAUACAAAUGUUGUGUUAAAAAAGCAGAGAAUUACAUGUUCUUGUAUCAAAACAUGUCUUUGAUUUGUUAUGACAAAAACUGGCAAUUCAGCAGGAACAUAACUUAACACUUCCUAGAUGUGAUGAUUGGGUUUUAAAAGUAUAAUGAAUAAAGUGCUGUCAAGGGGAAUUUGUGUUAAUUUUCAGUAGUGUACCAAACAAAGUUUUCGAAGAGGAAGUAAAUAAAUAAAAAUGUUAAAAAUAAA